UAACAGGCCAGAUAUCACAGACACUGAAAUGGAAACUGUUAUGGAUACUAUUGUUGACAGCCUCUUCUGCUUUUUUGUUACACUGGGUGCUGUUCCUAUAAUCAGAUGUUCAAGAGGAACAGCAGCAGAAAUGGUAGCAGUGAAACUAGACAAAAAACUUCGGGAAAAUCUAAGAGAUGCAAGGAACAGUCUUUUUACAGGCGACACACUUGGAGCUGGCCAAUUCAGCUUCCAAAGGCCUUUAUUAGUCCUUGUUGACAGAAACAUAGAUUUGGCAACUCCUUUACACCAUACUUGGACAUAUCAAGCAUUGGUGCAUGAUGUACUGGUAAGAAGCUGAAUAUACCCCUUUUUACUAUAAUGUAACAUUAGUGAGUCCCUUCAUUUAAAAUUAACAUCAUGGCUUCACAAAUACACAUGAUAAUGAUGGAGCUGAGAAAUAUGGACAAAAAGUGUGAUAGGCUGUGGUAUCAUUGGAUGCUGGAGAAUAGUUAAGUUCCAAGCUUAAGAUCUGUAAAUUAUAAGAUAAAUCAAUGGUAGUUUGGUCAUAAUGGGGAAAAGGAAAUGGAGGAAAAUGAAUGACUUU
Molecule: messenger RNA, 586 nt
Organism: Myotis lucifugus (little brown bat)
Lineage: Eukaryota; Metazoa; Chordata; Mammalia; Chiroptera; Vespertilionidae
Product: sec1 family domain-containing protein 1-like
Exons: 4
Coding region: 29-340 (103 amino acids)
Biological process (GO): intracellular protein transport; endoplasmic reticulum to Golgi vesicle-mediated transport
Cellular component (GO): cytosol; Golgi membrane
Molecular function (GO): syntaxin binding
Source: RefSeq, a predicted model, not a curated record